Messenger RNA from Eutrema salsugineum, 2330 nucleotides. RefSeq lists its product as uncharacterized. Lineage: Eukaryota; Viridiplantae; Streptophyta; Magnoliopsida; Brassicales; Brassicaceae. The coding region runs from base 236 to 1999 and encodes 587 amino acids. The transcript is spliced from 10 exons. The record is from RefSeq and is a predicted model, not a curated record.
AUUUCUCCCACAAGCUCUUUUGCCUCCCCUUCCGAAUUUUCCUCUCAUUUUCUUUUGCGUCCCAUCACUUUCUCGGAUUUUCUCGGCGACUUUCUUUCGUGCCAAGCUGCUUACGCUCCGUUUUCCAAACCCCCCUCCUCGCUUCUGAAUCCCCGAGGAUCGCUCACGACCUUUUCUCUUCUUCCUUUCGUCUCCCGAUCUGUUACUGUUUUACUGCUUAUUGCAGUCGAAUUCGAUGGAGCUGGUGAAACAAGAUGGGAAUGAUUCUCUCGACAUGCUCAUCAGAAGAGCUGUUGGAAAAGACCCUUUUCUUUCCUUCCCUAGACCUGAAAGCAAUCCAGUCCAGCUCUUUCAACUUCUCCAUACCUUAGAACGGCCAGGCUGGCCGUUGCUGACUCCUUUGAAGAUACAAAUGCAGAAAUGUGAAAAGUGUUCCAGGGAGUUCUGCUCUCCUGUGAACUUUAGAAGGCAUAGCCGCAUGCAUCGGCGUUUGAGAAAGCCUGAAAAGGAUACUGGCAAAGAGAGGGAUGCGCUGGGAGACUUUUGGAAUAAGCUUUCUGUACCUGAUGCAAAGGAGAUUCUCUCAUUAAAGAGCAUGAUGCUGGAGAAUGUUCCUGGGACGUCAGUUGAGUCAGGACUAAUGUCUUUUAUCGAAAAACCAGGAUAUACUGCUCUGCCACAAUAUUAUCUAAGAGCUGGUUCUGAACUUUUGGAUAUUAUCCAGGCUAGACCACCUAGGUUUCCAAUUUCUUCGCAGGAACUUUUUAGCAUUCUCGAUGAUGCGAGUGAAAAAACCUUCCUGUGUAGCGAGGCUGCACCAAUGCAAAGAUACAUUUUUGACGGUGAAAUUGGAAAAAAUGUACUGGAGGCAAAAAAUGUCGUUGCUUGCGCAAGCUUUCUUCUGGAACAGCGAUUGAUUAAAGCAUGGCUUGCUGACAAAGAUGCGGAAGCUCUGAGGUGCCAGAAUUUACUGGUUGAAGAGGAAGAAGCUGCGCGAAGAAGACAAGCUGAGCUCUUGGAGAGGAAGAAGAGGAAGAAGCUAAGACAGAAAGAACAGAGAGUAAAGGACCAGAAAAAAUAUGCCAAGGAAGACGAGAGUACCACAUCGGAAGAACAACAAUCUCCAGCUGAGUCAUCAAGCCCGUUAUCUGUAGCUUCAGAUUCCGAGGCACAGAGAUCAGAUUCCAUACCAGUUGAGGAUUGUUCAUCCCUUGAGGACCCUCAAGUUUUGGAAAUGGACAAUGGGAGAAACAGUAAAACUCAAGCGCCAAUGGUUGAUGUUGAUGGAUUUGGUAAUGGCCAAAACAUGGAAAGGCGAAGUGGCCGUAGGCAAAUGGAAAGAUCACAAUACGGAAUGCCGAAUGGGUUCCAUGCUAAUCAUGCUCCAAAACUUGGGGGCAUGCGAAAGAAUGGAACUAACAGAGACGCAAGAGCCAAUACUACUAAAAUUUGGAGCCGAAAAGCCGAUAACCCCAAAUCGAUAUCAACUCAACUGGAUCAAACAAAGAACAGGGAAGUUCUGAUUGGAUCGGUGAGUGUAACAAUCCGAAACAGCUGUCUAAGUGGAGAACAUAACCAAACAAAUAACAGUGAAGAGGAGGGAAGAACAAAGACUGUUGAGGCUAGACCCACAUCUGAGCAAUCAAAUGCAAAAGUAUGGAGACCAGUGAGCAGUCAGGGAAGGAAAGUCUCAACAGUCGAUGAAAACGCAGACAAAGAAGAUAAGAAGUCAAACGCAACUGCACCCGAAGUUAAGACCGCUCAUCACAUAAGCUCGCAGUUCAACAACCACGAAGCAAAGGCGUUUCUUGCACAGAGAUGGAAAGAGGCAACCUCUGCAGAACACGUGACAUUGGUUCUGUCUCAGGAAACAGACAUGUCGGGCAACAACACUCACGAAUCCUCAAAUGGUGUUAUAACCGCCGCAAGACCAAAGCUCAGGAUGAAACCCGAGAAGGGCACGAAGGUAAAGUAUGUUCUAAAACAGAGGAUUCCUUGAAACACUGAAACAAAUCUUGAAUUCUGGACCAGAGAGUAUCAUUCUUUUUAGGUAUACCAAAAGUGCAGUCUUAGCGAGAGAGACAGAUUUUAUUUUUCUUUUUCUUUUGCAUCUAGAGAGAUUUUUUUCUUGGUUUUCAAAGGUCUUCAUUCUUUCUUUUUUCACUUCUUUUUUGGCGAUUGAAAGAGAUGGAUUUAUUAUUUCGUUGACCUUUUUUCCAUUGUGAGGGUAUAAACUUGAAAGUUGAAACUUGGAAUGGGUUUCUCAUAUUUUUCAUUUUUUUGUGUAGUAAAAUAAUCUUUAUUUCGUCGAAAGUGAAGUCUACCAGAAA